AUGGACAACCCCGAACCAUCUCUGAGAGAACUGUUCAACGAGGCAAAGGCUCGUCAGAACGAGUUGGAUGUUCUCGACCCUCGAGAGGCAACUUUCAAGGAGGCCUUGCAGACGAUCAUAGACAACCUCCAACAAUGUCGACAGCUCAUUCGAAAACUCUCACUCUUCAGUACGAACGAGGAAGUGGAGGAUAUCACAACACAAGAUCUGCAAUACUUCACUGUGGACUACUUAUUAGCGGAGAUGAAAGUCAAGUUCUAUGGAAAUGAUAGAGAGGCCUCCUUACGAGAAGCAUCCGACUUGUUUGAAAGCUUCUUGAGCCGGUUGGAUCACUACGGCCUCCUUAGUCCGCCGGAUAGGCAGCUUUACGAACGAUUUCUUGAACAGCGGGGUUCGUUUAGGUUAAUCUCCUCGAGCAAUCCUGAAGAGAGACGGAAAAUCAAGAUAGGGCGGUUUCAAGAAGAGAAGUCCCUCAAUCAAAAACUCGAGUACCUAAGAAAUGAGUCACGCAAGUCGAAUGUCGAUGAUGAAACCAUUCGAAACCUCUAUCUGGCAGAAAUUGCACUUUGUGUUACCAAGACAUUUUCCUCAUUGGACAUGAUCACCCAAGAACUAGAGAUUUUAUCCCAGAUCAGGCAGGCUGAACCAGUCACACGAGAACCACCACAAAAUGACCACAGAGAGCGGAUUAGAGACGAUGGCUUCUCGGAGCGGCUUGAUGGCCAACUGACUAUGUCCGGUCUGGGGAAACGAGGAGGGCCAUUGCUCGAUCCCAAAGGCAAACCACUUCAGCCAUUCACCCUGACAGACAAGCGUACUCAACUGCGACAGGGCGUGUUCAGGCCCGGCCAUAACCUCCCUACCAUGAGUAUCGACGACUACCUUGAAGAAGAGCGACGGAGAGGAGGCAUAAUUGAAGGAGGCGGUAAUGCGGAUGCACCCCAGCCAGAACCAGAUGAAGACAAUAUGGAGCAAGCCGACGCUGCCACGAUGAAGGCACGUGAAUGGGAUGAGUUCGUUGAGGCGAAUCCGAAGGGUGCCGGGAAUACGAUCAACCGCGGCUGA
Molecule: messenger RNA, 1065 nt
Organism: Capronia coronata CBS 617.96
Lineage: Eukaryota; Fungi; Ascomycota; Eurotiomycetes; Chaetothyriales; Herpotrichiellaceae
Exons: 3
Coding region: 1-1065 (354 amino acids)
Biological process (GO): regulation of signal transduction; regulation of dephosphorylation
Cellular component (GO): cytosol
Molecular function (GO): protein phosphatase 2A binding
Source: RefSeq, a predicted model, not a curated record